Arachis ipaensis is the source of this 1035-nucleotide messenger RNA. RefSeq lists its product as uncharacterized. The record is from RefSeq and is a predicted model, not a curated record. Lineage: Eukaryota; Viridiplantae; Streptophyta; Magnoliopsida; Fabales; Fabaceae.
UUCAUAGCAUUUCUCAUUUUAUUCUCAAAGUCUAAAGUGCACUUUUCAUGACAAACAAACACAUUGAAAAGAGGAAUAGAAACCAAGCGAAUACCUUAAUGGCAAGCAACAUGAAGCUUUUGGAAGUGUUCCUCCUACUGAUUUUGAUUCCAUCAACCACUCAAACAGAACCCAAUCCGGCGAGGAACCAAGACCUCGUUGCCGCGACUGCGGAGAUGCAAAGGGCGAAUUACUUCACAUUCGUGAUGCUCGUCAACAUGUCCCCGCCGGACGUAAGACUCGAAGAAAACGUGACAUUCUUGAUGCCAAAUGAUAGAAUGCUAUCUAACAUUUUGUUACAAGAAGGGUCAGUUUCAGGGUUCUUGCUAAGGCAUUCAAUCCCAUCACCAUUGUUAUUUGACACAUUGAAACAAUUCCCAACAGGCACAACAAUCCCAAGCUCAUUGCCAAAUUGCAUGCUCAGGAUCACAAACAAUGGUAGGAAGAAUUAUGUUAUCAACAAUAUUAGAAUCAUUAGCCCAAAUAUUUGUGUAGCAGGAUCUUCAAUUAGGUGCCAUGGCAUUGAUGGGGUAUUAUCAGAAUCUUGUGUGCCAUCAUCAUCAAUGAAUAAUAAUAACUCUAGUGUUCCCACACUAAAACCAUGUCCUAAUAGCACAGAUUCUUCUUCAUGUUUGGCCUCACCUCCAAUUCCAUCUCCUCCGUUGUUACCUUCCGCACCUUCUAGUAGAGAUCCCAACCUCCUAACCCCAAGAUCAAGUCCAAGCCCAAGCCCAAGCCCAAAUGUUAAGUCAGCAGGUUCAUCCUAUUUGCUUUCUUUUGAUGGAUCAUUAAAUUUUGUGGCUUUCUUGGUAUUGUCUUUAGUAGGGAUUUAUCUUUAGUCCAAGAAAAUUUUGAGGUGUUUCAUGCAAAUGAAGGUCAUGAGGAGCUUACUUAUUGUUUGUUAGAUGACAUAAUUAAGUUCAAAAAUAAAACUUUUUUAUUGUUGUAAUGGGUAUAUUCUUAUGUUGUAAUGAGUUACUUCCAGCUCUCUUUUAA